AUGUCACUUGCCCACUGCAUUGGCGUGGCGCAUCAGGCCCCAGCCCAAGGAGCAGCGGACCCGGAGCAGCGGACCCGGCCCAGCGGAGCAGCGGACCCGGCCCAGCGGAUCCAGCUCAGGGGAACACUGUAUAUAACGCCAGACGAGCUGAGUACUUACAGCUACCCUGGUGUGGCGCACCAAGCCCCAGUGGAGCAGCAGACCCGGCCCAGCAGAGAGCGGCCCCAGCAGAGCGGAGCAGCGCGCGCCAGGCCCAGUCCGAGCCCCAGCAGAGCGGAGCAGCGCGCGCCAGGCCCAGCCCGAGCCCCAGCAGAGCGGAGCAGCGCGCGCCAGGCCCAGUCCGAGCCCCAGCAGAGCGGAGCAGCGCGCGCCAGGCCCAGCCCGAGCCCCAGCAGAGCGGAGCAGCGCGCGCCAGGCCCAGAGAGCGGCCCCAGCAGAGAGCGGCCCCAGCAGAGAGCGGCCCCAGCAGAGAGCUCCUCCUUAACCUUUUAUUUUGACCAGACCUUAAGACCCUUAGUCUUAUUUUAA
Messenger RNA from Knipowitschia caucasica, 528 nucleotides. NCBI's taxonomy places the organism in Eukaryota, Metazoa, Chordata, Actinopteri, Gobiiformes, Gobiidae. The record is from the annotation of a GenBank genome assembly.